Molecule: messenger RNA, 2527 nt
Organism: Setaria italica (foxtail millet)
Lineage: Eukaryota; Viridiplantae; Streptophyta; Magnoliopsida; Poales; Poaceae
Product: ERAD-associated E3 ubiquitin-protein ligase component HRD3
Exons: 6
Coding region: 45-2102 (685 amino acids)
Molecular function (GO): protein binding
Source: RefSeq, a predicted model, not a curated record
ACUGGACAACGGGGGUGGGAUCUCGUCGACUCGUGCCUUCCCCGAUGGCUCGCUUCCUCCUCCACCGCCCUCUCCUCCUCCUCGCCGCCAUCUCCGUCGCCAUCGUCGCAUCUCUCGCCCGCCCAGCCGCCGCUGUGCGCCCCUUCGUGCUGGUCCUCUCCGUCGACGACUUCCUCAAGGACUCCUCGGCGCACCCCUCCCUGCCCUCCGCCGACUCCGCCGGCGCCGACGCCGACGCCGACGAGUGGGACGACUUCGCCGACGACUCGCCCGGCGCGGACCCGCUCCUCUCCCCUUCAUCCUGGGUUCCCCUCCUCGACCCCGCCAGCUCUCCCCCCUCGGGCGAUGAGCCGGACUCGCCGGCCGACUCGCUCUUCGUCGCGGGCGCCCGCGCCAUGCUCUCCGCGGCGUCCGAGGGGGAUGACGCGGCUUUCAUCACGGCCGCCGCGCAGAUCGAGGCCGCGGCCACGGCGGGGCACCCGGGCGCCCAGUCCGCGCUCGCGUUCCUCUCUGGCGCCGGGAUGACGCGCCCGGCGUCCCGAUCGCGCGCGUUCCUGCUGCACAAGUUCGCUGCUGACGCGGGAGAUCUUCAGUCUAAGAUGGCCAUCGCGUACUCCUACUUCCGCCAGGAGAUGUAUGAAGAAGCUGUUACACUAUAUGCUGAACUUGCAGAAGCUGCCCUAACAAGCUCCUUGAUAUCAAAAGAGCCACCAGUGAUUGAACCAAUCCGCCUCCACAGUGGGACUGAAGAAAACAAAGAGGCCUUGAGGAAGUCCCGGGGUGAGGAUGAUGAGGAUUUUCAAAUCACAGAGUACCAGGCACAGCGAGGCAAUGCUGGUGCCAUGUACAAAUUAGGGCUUUUGUAUUACUAUGGACUCCGAGGGCUCCGACGUGAUUAUAGAAAAGCAUUUCAUUGGUUUUCAAAGGCUGUUGAGAAAGGCGACACACGAGCAAUGGAGGUUCUGGGUGAGAUCUAUGCUAGAGGUGCUGGAGUGGAAAGGAACUAUACUGAAGCUUACAAGUGGUUGGCACUUGCUGCAAAGCAGCCGCAUUACUCAGCCUACAAUGGAUUGGGUUAUCUAUAUGUCAAAGGAUACGGGGUGGAGAAAAAAAACUUGACAAAGGCAAGGGAAUAUUUUAAACUUGCAGCUGACAAUAAGGAAGCUGGGGGACAUUAUAACCUUGGUGUGUUGUAUCUUAAAGGUAUUGGUGUAAAGAGGGAUAUUAUAGAAGCAUGCAAUCAUUUGCUUCAAGCAGUUAAUGCUGGGCAACCAAAAGCUAUUUAUCAGGUGGCGAAAUUGUUCCAGAAAGGCAUUGGUCUUAAGAGGAAUCUCCAUAUGGCAACGAUGCUGUACAAGUCUGUUGCUGAGAGAGGACCCUGGAGUUCACUAUCUAGAUGGGCUCUGGAAUCUUAUUUGAAAGGCGAUUUGGGGAAAGCGUUGCUCCUAUAUUCCAGAAUGGCAGAUCUUGGAUACGAGGUUGCACAGAGUAAUGCUGCCUGGAUUCUGGAUAGGUAUGGUGAUCAAAGUAUUUGCAUGGGAGAAUCUGGUUUCUGCACAGACAUGGAAAGACAUCUUCGUUCACAUGCUUUGUGGUGGCAAGCAUCUGAGCAGGGUAAUGAGCAUGCUGCUUUAUUGAUUGGUGAUGCCUACUACUAUGGUCGGGGCGUAGCAAGGGAUUAUGAACGUGCAGCAGAAGCAUAUAUGCAUGCUCAGUCACAGUCUAAUGCUCAGGCCAUGUUUAACCUUGGGUACAUGCAUGAGCAUGGUCACGGACUUCCCCUUGAUUUGCACUUGGCAAAAAGAUAUUAUGAUCAAGCUGUUGCGGUGGAUUCAGCUGCUAAGCUCCCUGUCAUGCUUGCUCUUACAAGUUUAUGGCUAAGGAAGAACUAUGCUGACAGUUUUUUGGUUCGUUUUAUUGAUUCACUGCCGGAGAUAUAUCCCGUCGUUGAGGAAUGGGUGGAGGAUGUUCUCAUGGAUGAAGGGAAUGCAACAAUAUUGACUCUCUUCGCUUGCCUUGUAACUGUCCUGUACUUGCGAGAGCGUCAACGGCGUCAGGUGGCUGCGGCCAACCCCCAACAACCUGAUGGUGCACCUAUGUAAUGCCGGUUUACAUCAUGAUGCGAGGUUCCUGUUGACGUGAUUGCCUGAGGUACAUACAACGGUUUCUUCUCAUUCAGAGAUCUGAAGUUUUGAUGAAUAUCUUAAAGGAUUGCGAAACAACAGUGCACAUAAUGGAGUUGUGGAUCACCUCCAACAUCUAGUGGCAUUUUCCCAGGGAUUUCGGGUUGUAAAAUGUUAGCUUCUUGACAUCACUUUGUGUACACUAGAAUUGAUUAGGGUAAAGACUGAAUCAGACAUGAAAGCUGCUGGAAACUACGAUGAUGAUGUGCUUCCAGGCUUCACCUCACAAGACUGACAAAGCUAUGCUUGUAAAGGGCGACAAUUCCUGAAAACUGUCUUCUUAGAAAUAUUGCCUUUUGUAUAUCACAAUUGUUCAAAAGUAGGAUUAGUUUUUCUCUUGUGCA